Penicillium egyptiacum is the source of this 5487-nucleotide messenger RNA. The record is from the annotation of a GenBank genome assembly. NCBI's taxonomy places the organism in Eukaryota, Fungi, Ascomycota, Eurotiomycetes, Eurotiales, Aspergillaceae.
AUGACUGUACCCAACGAGAGUUCCGAGGAUGUCAAUGAUUUCCUUCAGCGAAUCCGGGAACUAGGCGAGCGCCGCGACAAGGAAGAUGACGAGCGCACCAAGAAACUAGAGGAGGAGAUCCUGCAGGGUCGGAAGGAAAGGCAAGCCCGGAGAGCUGAGCGUGCACGAUCACUGGCCCUUACCGACGAUUCACCCACCCUCAACGUUGCGCGACUCAGCUCCUCAUCUAUCAGCCCCCGGCCCAUCGACCCCCCGGAACACCUCGAGCCAACACCGCAAAAACCACAAACGCUAGCACCUGAGCCAACCCCGUGCGCUGUGGAUUCGAGCCAAGAUAUGGAGACCUCUGACACCGACAAGCGGCGUGGAUCGGUCCCGGAUCUCGGAAUUGAUUCUCCCACGCGGACCCGGGCACCCUUGUCCCGCAGUCGCGCCGGGACUUUGUCAUGGCAGCAACGCCCCUCCUCGCGAGAUUUCGCCGUGUCGCCCAGUUCAACAUCCCCAACUCGCUCCCCAACUCGCGCAAGCCACCUGAGAAAUUUGUCUACGGCAUCGGAUGAGAAUACACUAUCUCGACUCCAAUUUGGGUUCCCGCGACCAUCCAAGGAUGCUCCUGUGCCCCCUCCAUCACCGGAGCGCGGGGCUGGGUCACUAGCGCACAGUGGGAAGGAAGAACAGACGAAUAGCCAAAAAGACGUGGGCGUGGGGCAUCAAGAGCCGGAAGUGGGCGAAGAGGCAAAUACCGAACUAGAUAAACUUGACGCAGUAGAAGAGAGAUCAUCGUCGCCUCCGAGAACCGGUUCUCGCGAUAGCAACAUGAGCCAUCGCUUCUCAGUAUCGUCGGUUUCGGCGACUGGGUUGGGAUCGCCAGUGCACUUGUCAGAGACUCCGAAGCUCGAGGCUCGACAGAAUGAUUCCUCCUUCGAGGAACCUGUGUCGCCGUCUCCAACCCAGCGGCGGAUGUCACCAGAGCGAGCGCGGUCGACCUCACCCACCAAGGGCCUGGGAGGCUUUGUUCAGAGUGCUAUGAUGAGAAGAUCAGAUAGUGUGUCAAAAAGGUGGAGUGCGCAAGUUCCGCAGGGGCUCGGGCGGUCAAAUUCCAUUGUGUCAAAUCGCAGCAGUGUGGCAGGUCCAGGUUUGGGUGAAAUGACCCCUCCAACUCUUGGGCGACCUUCAACUCUCCUGCAACGACCAGGCUCCAGCCACAGUGAGGCAGCCACUGCGACAACCGAACGACCAACUACACCUGCGGAUAGAGACAGUGUGAAUUUUGAAAGCAGUCCAGGAAAAUCAUUCAGAACUGGUCACUCUCGUUCUGCUAGCUCUGCUACCGCAGAAGGCAGCGACACCCAAGGUCCGUUUGUCUCAAAAACCAUGGACCCCAGGCGCUGGAGCCCCAACAAGGCUUCUUGGUUAGAGAGUGCCCUCAACCGACCAGAGCUACCUCGACAAACCACCAGACCCCCUUCUCAGCCCAACUGGGCUAAAGACCGGCAGUCACGAGGUAGCGUGGAUUUGGGACGAGUAAACAAUUUCAAGGAGGUCACCCCUCUGGGUUUGAUGCGAACGCCCCCUCCAGGAACCCAAACGAAACUACCUGGUGUCUCUGGUCCAUCACUUCCUACAAGCCCCAUCAAGGAUGGUGUCCCUGAGUCUCCAUUAGGAUUCCCUCUGAAGAAAAUUGGUGUCUCUGGCCCAUCCCUUCCUACAAGCCCCAUUAAAGAUGCCGUUCCUGAAUCUCCAUCUGGAUUCCCUCUGAAGAAAAUCGGUGUCUCCGGUCCGUCGCUUCCUGCGAGCCCUGCGAAGGAGACAAUUCCUGAUUCUCCAUCUGGAUUCCCAUUCAAAAAGCCAAGCAUCCCUAGUUCAUCACUUCACAGGAACUCCGUCUCAGAUCCUCCUUCGGAAUUCCCUUUGAAGAGGCCUGGUACUGCUGGAGGGUCAGUGAGCGGAAGCCCUGAAGGCAAGCUCGAAGAAACAGUACCCGAGUCUCCCUCCCCUUUGAAGAAGCCCAUCAGCUCGGGUUCAUCACUCCACAGGAACUCCGUCUCAGAGCCUCCGGCAGAAUUCCCACCCAAGAGGCCCAGUGGCUCCAGUCCCUCAGUUUCUGGAAGGCUUGGCAAAGAGACCGUUCCUGAAUCUCCAUCGGAGUUCUCAUUCAAGAAACCCAGUGUCUCUAGUCCCUCGGUGCCUGGGACCCCCGAAGCCAAAUCGAAGGAGAUAACCCCACAAUCUCCGUCGGUUCUCGGUAGCCCUGACGCCGGACAAACAAAAGGGGAAACGCCAGCUUCUCCAACGCCUGUCGAGGAAGCUCUCAAUGCCUUAUCAGGCGGUGCACCGGCGGAGGAACCUAAGUCUGCCUCUCCCGCUGAAAUGGAAAAUGAAUCGCAAGAACCACCGGCGUCUGAAGAGUCCGAGCCUCAAUCUACUCCCACUCGCAGGGCCCCUCCCGACUCGUUGAGCCCCAAGCCAAACUUUUCCAUCUCUACUUCCUCGCGGGGGCCCAUCUCACCGAAGGCGAAGCCACAGUCUCCUGUGGUGGACUUCCGAGCAAACCUACGUAAAAGAGAAGUGGUCAAAGACACCGGAGAUACCAAAGAACCCGAAUUUAAAAAUGUAUUUGGUCGCCUCAAAAAGACCGAAACUCGCAACUACGUUGCCCCUGAUGAGCUCAAGGGCAAUAUCCUACGAGGCAAAGCUGCUUUGAACAUCACCGGCGGACCAAAGAAGACAGAGCGAGUCGAUGAAUUUAGGAAGAGCCUUGUCUCACGCAAAGAUGAAAUGAAAGCCGGCGGAGGCUCCAUCAGACGGAAUACCGCUGGAGAGCAGGAUGCGCCAAAACCGGCCGAGGUCGUACCAGAAGCAAUUGCUAUGCGACAAAAUAUGACCCGGGCAAACAGCAUCAAGCAGCCACCUGUAGAUGAGCUGAUAUCGCCUACUAAAAGCAUCAGUUCUCGGGCUUCGCAGGACAGACCACCAUUGUCGUCUCCGAAUUCAUCUUUCAAGAGCAUCGUUCCAUCGCGAGCUUCUCAGGAACAACCACCAUUGCCGACAUCUCCCGCCAAUGAUGAGCCGGGCUGGCCCUUGAAAGAUACCAAUGCCUCGCGUGCAUCUCAAGAAUCACAGCCAUUGUCACCGUUCCCUGCCGAUGAUCCCAUUGACGAACCAGAGGAGGCUACCCCGGCGGCGAGCGACUACAAGCAAACACCCGAAGCGAUAUCUUCAGAGAAACAGGAGGAAACACGCGAAGCCGUGGCACCAAUCGAGCCGAGCAUAGUGAAGAUGCAGGAGCCUUCAGUCAAGACACUCCGCCCAGUUCGUCAAUGGCCACCGGCGCCUGUCGAGGAGGCCACUAGGACUUCAAGUCCGGCAGCUAAAAGCAAAUUGGCGGGCCGAAUCAACCCUGCACUAGCUGGCCUGCUUUCUCGUGGCGCGCCCGCCGGUGACGGACCGAACAAGCAGCUGCCAAUCCCCGUCUCAGCGCAGAGUGACCCUGCCUCGCCAUCUGCGCCUCUCACCCACAUGACAAAGGGUCGUGCUAGAGGCCCGAGGAGACGACUUCCCCAGACAACCGAUGCCUCGACCCCGUCCGCUCGGGAUGAUACUAAGGAGGUUGGUGCUAUUUCAUGCUCUGAAGCCACCCCAUCCCAGACUCCUACAAUCCCUGUUGAAUCCUUGGAGAUCGAUUCGAAGUACCUGUCGCAGCCUGAUGAAAACCCUGUUCCUGACAUCAAAAGCCCCCGUUCAGACAGUACAGUCACCGAGCAACUUCCGGAGGUAACCACUCCUCCCCAGGAUAAACGCGAUACGCCCGAAAGCGGAAUCCCGCAAGCACUUCAGACAAGGUCCCUGCCAACGGAUUUCGACAUUUUCCCCUCCGCCGAUCUUGAGACGACACCCAGGGACCCCGAAAGCCCUGGAGAGGUGAGUCCAUCAGGCGGACCGCCUGUCCCGCCGAAGUCCGAUUCUCCCUCGUCCCCCCUGCCUGCAACGCCAAAGCCACAAUGGGCCCAGCAAAACCGGUUUGCGUCCUCAUCGCCGUCCCCUCUCCGAACAAGUCACAAAGAGAACCAAAUGGAUUCACCCAUGAGUCAGGAGAAGAGCAUCCCAGGUGUUACCGUCGAGUCAGCACGCAGUUCCAUCUCACGGCCCAUGAGCCAUCCCUCCCCGCCAGUACCCCCUAAAGAUGGUGAUGUUAUGCUACACAAGCCAACCGAUCCACGCAGACUCUCGAGGAAGAUGUCUGCCCCAUCACUGGUUGCGCAAGCCAGUGAGGCACGUGAGGUAAUUGCGGGCUUCUUCAAGACAUUCCCCCAUGCUCGAAACCGGAUGGACAUAGAUCCUCAGCUAAUGCUGAUGCGUAAACCGGACGAUGUAAAGAUCAGGACCAUGAAGCUACAGAUCUGGGAGCUUACAGACGACGGGAGACGUCAGGAACUUCCUUCCCACCAGGAGUACAUCCUAUACCAAGGCAGCAUGUAUCUCUGCGUGCACACAUUCGAGACCGGACGAAGUAGCACCUCGGAAGUAUACCUUUGGCGAGGAGACGACGUUUCCGAGUCCUCGGUGGAGAAUGAACAGCCGUUCGCACGCAAAGUCGCUCGUGAGAAGGGCUCCAAGUUGCAAGUCAUUCGACAAGGCAAUGAGCCCACCCGGUUCAUCCAAGCGCUUGGCGGCAUUAUGAUCACGCGUCGGGGAUCCAGCUCUCGCCACAAUUCCUCAGCUCUCUACAUGCUUUGUGGCCGGAAACACUUGGGCGAGAUGACCUUCGAUGAAGUGGACUAUUCACUGCGCAAUCUCUGUUCUGGGUUCCCUUACGUUGUCUCUGCUCCCUUUGGCAAGCUCUACCUAUGGAAGGGCAAAGGUAGUGGCCCUGAAGAAACCGGUGCAGCCCGACUUAUCGGCAUGGACCUAGGUCUGACUGGAGAGUUUGAAGAAGUCACCGAGGGUGAAGAGCCCGAAGAUUUCUUCGAUGUGUUCGCAGGCCCCAAAGAAGCUGCACCGCACAUGUGCCAAGAUCACUGGCAGCUCAAGCCGAAGUACAACCACUACCGCACGCGACUUCUCCGGGUCGACCACGAACUGAACCCGCCAACUCGUUUCUGGAAUAUCCGCCGUCCGGGCUCAAGUUCGCCAGUGGUCAAGGCCAAUGAUUGCGUCCAAGAAAUUGAGCCAUUCUGCUACCGAGACAUCACCGAGAAAGACGUCUACGUUCUGGACACCUUCUUCGAGAUCUACGUUAUUAUCGGCGAACAAGCCUCACAGAAGUCUGCCGAUUUCGCCUCGGCGGUGGUCUUCGCGCACGAAUAUGGCAUCCUUGCCACAUCCCUCCAGGACCGACCAUUCAUCCCCAAGAGCUUCGUGGCCCUCGGUGGCGUCCCCGACCGCUGCCAAAGCGCAUUCCGCAAAUGGAACCCACGCACGCAGCAUGCACCUUUCGUGUUCUCUCUUGAUGUUGUUAUCGAGGCGAUCCGAUCACCAGAGAAUUGA